AUGCAAAUAUGGAAAGGUCUCUUAUCAUCUCACACUGCUCAUCAAGACUCUCAUGUUCGUCGUGGUCACUUCUUUGCCAUCAAUCGCACCAGUGAUCUCUCAGCGACCGUUGGUCGGUUCUACGAACUUUUCACAACACAACCGGCAGAUGGCUUCGGUAGUAGUGGCGUUCUCGACAGCGAUAACAAUAUUCGUUUGAGGACUAUUGACAAAAAGCUGGCUCGGGACCAAGUCACAUUUGACGUGCCAACGGAGUCAGAAAGCAGUCAACCUAUCUUAGAAAGAGCUACGACUGUGAAUGGAAAGACGAGUGACUCUAAUGCACUUUAUUACUCUCUACCCUUUCCUGACUUAGAGGGUGGAGGCCACGUAAUGAGUAUUAGUGAGGCUUUCUUUGAUCAGGUUAGUAUGAGACUUAUCCUGGGCCCUAUUGAGGCCUAUAUAUAUAUACAUAUAUAA
This is a messenger RNA of Protopolystoma xenopodis, 459 nucleotides long. The record is from the annotation of a GenBank genome assembly. NCBI's taxonomy places the organism in Eukaryota, Metazoa, Platyhelminthes, Monogenea, Polystomatidea, Polystomatidae.